This is a messenger RNA of Pollicipes pollicipes, 1245 nucleotides long. RefSeq lists its product as uncharacterized. The record is from RefSeq and is a predicted model, not a curated record. Bases 170 to 493 code for a protein of 107 amino acids. The transcript has 3 exons. Lineage: Eukaryota; Metazoa; Arthropoda; Thecostraca; Pollicipedomorpha; Pollicipedidae.
CAGCGCCGAGGACGUCAUCAAGACCUGGGUGGAGCUCCAGCUGCAGCGCGAGCAGCGGCGCCGCAAGGACCUGGAGCGUGUCAGCUGGCUGGCCGAGAUUCGACGCGACCUAGCGGCACGGGUCCUGCAGCGCGGCUGGCGCGAGUACAAGAGACGACGCGAGAUCGAGAUGGAGGACGUGGUGCUGAGCUUCCGCCGCCGCUGCGCCGCCCGCCGCAUCGCCGCCGGCUGGCAGACGUACAACAACCGCAAGAAGCUGCGGCAGAACCUGGCUGCCAUUCGCCGCUGCGCACGGAACCAUAUCCGGCGCGCGGCCUUCCUGCACGAGAACUCCGUGAUACUAGCGACAUCGCUGGUCGACCCGACGCCGGCGCCGACAGAGCCAUCUGUCGGCGGUCCCGAAAGCUUCCGCGCCAUCCAGCGGGCGAUGCGCGAGGUGUUGACGCAGGCAGUACUGGCCAGGGACAGCGACGAUGAAGACAUCCUCUCGUGAAGGACGCGGCUGUGGCCCGUGGACCUCGCGCUGUCCGGUGUGGUGACUCCCGCCCGCGCUACCGGAAAAGCGCGGAGGCGCCGCCUGCAGAAUCUCUGAUGUCGAGCGGGGGUCCCGUCGAGCCACGCGACCCCCGCGACCCCUGCGACCCCUGUGACCCCUGCGACCCCUAGCCCGACCGUUCACGUGUUCAUCGGUGUCGCAAGAUGGCGCGUGGUCCGGGUAAUGUGCGAUGACGUCACUGGGAUGAGGUUGGCGAACGAUGGGCGCAUCUCGUGCCACGAGGGAGUGACGUCACUGAGUCCGGGUCAUGUUGGCCUCUGGUGGGCCUGAGCCCUGCCUUGACGUCCGUGGCUCGGGACGGACGGGCAGUCCCGGACCGCGCCUUGUUUGGUAUGAUGCGGAUGUCUCCAGCGAGGUCCGUCCUCGGAGAGCGCGUGCCUUCUCGUCACCGACGCCAGGCCGGGGAGGCAGGGACGGCGGGACGCUGAGAAUAGAUGGCGCUGCCGGCGGCGCUCCUCCAGCGAGCGCAGACCCGGGCCGAGUGGCGCUGCUGGACGGACCUGAGUGUGGCCGGCUCCGCCUGCUCCGACCCGCUCCUGUUCUGACAUCCAGGGCGUUGGCAAUGUCGGGGACGGUAGGUGAUCAUGGACGGAACAAAGCCUUCUGCACAAGCCGGCAUUGCCCUGUCAGAGUAGAUGUGUACUGGCGCGGGAUGACGCGGCUGUAGUAUGUGUCGAAAUAUUAAAUAU